Penicillium taxi is the source of this 1563-nucleotide messenger RNA. Its product is annotated as cytochrome P450. The coding region runs from base 1 to 1563 and encodes 520 amino acids. The transcript has 4 exons. The record is from RefSeq and is a predicted model, not a curated record. Gene Ontology annotation, molecular function: iron ion binding; heme binding; oxidoreductase activity, acting on paired donors, with incorporation or reduction of molecular oxygen. NCBI's taxonomy places the organism in Eukaryota, Fungi, Ascomycota, Eurotiomycetes, Eurotiales, Aspergillaceae. Gene Ontology annotation, biological process: ergosterol biosynthetic process.
AUGGGUCUCUUUUCAAGUUUCCUAACCCAGUUUUGUGAGCAUUGCUCAACUCUGUCCAUUUACACAUUGCUUGGAGCUGGUGCCUUGUCCUUUAUCGUGCUGUCUGUCGUGAUCAACGUUCUACGACAGCUACUAUUCAAGAAUCCUCAUGAACCCCCCGUUGUCUUCCACUGGUUCCCCUUUGUCGGAAGUACUAUUAGCUACGGCAUUGAGCCCUACAGCUUCUUUCUCUCCAACCGCGCAAAGUAUGGCGAUAUUUUCACAUUCGUUCUCCUCGGCAAGAAGACGACUGUCUACCUGGGCACCAAGGGUAACGACUUCAUCCUGAAUGGCAAGCUGCGCGAUGUUUGCGCCGAGGAGGUUUACUCGCCAUUGACAACCCCCGUUUUUGGUCGCAAUGUCGUGUAUGACUGCCCUAACUCCAAGCUUAUGGAGCAGAAGAAGUUUGUGAAAUUUGGCCUCACCUCCGACGCGCUUCGGUCUUAUGUUCGCCUCAUUACCAAUGAGGUUGAGGAUUUUGUCAAGAAGUCACCUUCCUUCCAGGAUUCCAAGGGUAGCUUUGAUGUUUCCAAGAUUAUCUCCGAGAUUACCAUCUACACCGCAUCACGCUCGCUCCAAGGCAAGGAGGUUCGCGAUCGAUUUGACUCCACUUUCGCCGACAUGUACCACGACCUUGAUAUGGGUUUUGCUCCGAUAAAUUUCAUGCUGCCCUGGGCCCCGCUGCCUCACAACCGUAAACGUGAUGCUGCGCAGAAGAAGAUGACCGCAACCUAUAUGGAUAUUAUUCAGAAGCGUCGUGAGGCCGGUGGCAAGAAGGAUUCAGAUGAUAUGGUCUGGAACCUGAUGUCCUCUGUCUACAAGAACGGCACCCCUCUACCCGACGAGGAAAUUGCCCACAUGAUGAUCGCGCUGUUGAUGGCUGGUCAACACUCCUCUUCCUCAACUAUGGCCUGGAUUGUUCUGCGCCUAGCUACUUGUCCUGAACUAAUGGAGGAACUGUACCAGGAGCAGCUUAGUGUGCUGGGUGAUGACUUGCCUGAUUUAACUUACGAGAGCAUGCAGAAAUUGGAUCUGCACUCCAAGGUGAUCAAAGAGACCCUGCGCAUCCACGCCCCGAUCCACUCUAUCAUUCGCGCUGUCAAGAACCCGAUGCCCGUGGAGGGAACUCCAUAUGUCAUCCCCACCGGUUUCAACGUUCUAUCUUCUCCCGGUGUCUCUGCCAGGCUAGACGAGUUCUUCCCGGAGCCCCUGCAGUGGAAUCCCCACCGCUGGGAUGAUGAAUCCAGUCCCAAGGAAGAGGAGAACGAAGAACAGAUCGAUUACGGUUACGGUAUGGUCACCAAGGGUACAAAUAGCCCCUAUCUUCCCUUUGGUGCUGGCCGCCACCGCUGUAUCGGCGAACAGUUUGCCUACGUACAACUAGGCACAAUUCUGGCCGCCUUAGUGCGCCAUUUCAAGUUCUCCGGUCUUAAGGACAUUCCUGACACAGAUUAUUCAUCAUUGUUCUCCAAGCCUCUAGGCAAAUCUUUUGUCAAGUUUGAGAAGCGUGGAAUCAAGGAAUAG